AUGUCUCGACAAAUAAACCAGCCGUCGAACCAGAUCAAGCUCACAAAUGUCUCCCUAGUGCGCCUCAAGAAGGGCAAGAAGCGCUUCGAGAUCGCCUGCUACAAAAACAAGGUCCUGGAGUGGCGCUCGGGCAUCGAGACGGACCUCGACAACGUCCUGCAGAUCCCAAACGUCUUUCUGAACGUCUCAAAGGGCCAGACCGCCCCCUCCGCCGACCUGGCCAAGGCCUUCGGCAAGAACAUGACCACCGACUCCAUAGUGCUCGAGAUCCUCAACAAGGGCGAGCUGCAGGUCGGCGAGCGCGAGCGGGCCGCCCAGCUCGAGCGCGUGCACAACGAGGUCGUGGGCAUAGUCGCGUCGAAACUGGUGGACCCGCGGACGAAGAGGGUCUACACCACGGGCAUGAUCGAGAAGGCGCUCGACAUGCUGAGCCAGCAGGCCCACCAGACCCAGGGGGGACACGGCGCCGCCGACAAGGACUCCAAGUCUGCUUCUGCCUCUGCCAGCGGCAGCGCCACGCCGGCUGCGGCAGAAAACGGGUCGAAGCCCACGGUGUCUGCGGCUGCUGCCGCCGCCGCCGCACAAGCCGCACAAGCCGCAUCUUCGUCGUCGUCGUCAUCAUCAAAAGAGCACGUAUGGACGGGCGUCACGACCACCAAGAGCGCCAAGAGUCAGGCCCUCGAGGCGAUCAAGGCCCUCAUCGCCAAGCAGCCAAUCCCGGUCGCUAGGGCGAGGAUGAGGCUGAGGAUCACCUGCUCGACGGGCGUGCUGAAGCAGGCUGUGAAGGCACCCGCCGCCGAGAAGGGUGGCAAGGACAAGAAGGGAGGCAAGGGAGGAGCGGCAGACGAUGACGACGAGGAAGGCGAGAAGAAGGCGCCGGGCACUGUCAAGGACAAGAUACUGAGCUACGUGGAACAGAUCGAGAACCAGGAUGUCGUGGGCUCCGAGUGGGAGGUGGUGGCUUUCGUCGAGCCAGGCGCGUACAAGGGGCUUUCGGACUUCAUAGCUAACGAGACAAAAGGUCAGGGACGGGUGGAGGUCUUAGACACAGCUGUCACCACUGAGGACGACUGA
Molecule: messenger RNA, 1074 nt
Organism: Diaporthe batatas
Lineage: Eukaryota; Fungi; Ascomycota; Sordariomycetes; Diaporthales; Diaporthaceae
Product: guanine nucleotide exchange factor SDO1
Exons: 1
Coding region: 1-1074 (357 amino acids)
Biological process (GO): ribosome biogenesis
Source: RefSeq, a predicted model, not a curated record